AUGGUUUCAUCCGCGCAUAUUCGCCUCUUCCGAACGAUGUCGGAAUUGACCAAACAACCUUUCUUGAAUUCAUCGACAACUUCAAUUAAGCAGUGCGACCAGGGGUUUAAUCCAAGCCCUAAAACUCGCUUCCAUUGCUGGACUCGCAACUCCCGAUCAUAUUAGUAUUCUUAUUAGCGUCGCUGUUCAAAUAGCCACGAAUAUCGCCGACGAGAUUCACAGCCGCGGUACAACAAACACCUCCCUCGAUAAGAUCAACGACUCUUUCUUCGCACCUCGCGGCCUCAUCGCCCUUAUUAUAUCUUGGAAACCCAACGAGCAUAACGAGCUCGUCACGAUCUACGAUUUCGAUAUGACCCCCGCUGUAUCUUUGGCUUUGAACAACAGCAAUUGCACGAGCCGUAGGAUCAAGAAGGUCAACCACAAAUUCAAGAUGUGA
Hymenoscyphus albidus is the source of this 439-nucleotide messenger RNA. The record is from the annotation of a GenBank genome assembly. NCBI's taxonomy places the organism in Eukaryota, Fungi, Ascomycota, Leotiomycetes, Helotiales, Helotiaceae.